AUGUUGAGCAAUCUCUGGGGCGGAUCUGCCCCGCUGCGGGAGGAGCAGUUGCUGCCCCAGACACGCACAGACGCCGAAACCAGAGAGCACAAGGACGGCGACGCGAAACCAUUGGACCCGGGCAAGCAGAGGGACAAGAUCAAGUGCCUCGACGGGCUGCGGGGCAUCGCCUGCUUCCUCGUCUUCAACUACCACUUCCUAUGGCCAUGGACACCCUUGAUAAUGCUUGGGUAUGGCGCAAGGCCGCCGUUCUCUCCAGAGCCGUUCACAGAGUGGGCGUCGCUGCCCAUCAUAUGCCUUCUCCACCGUGGACGCCCAAUGGUUGCCAUAUUCUUCGCAAUAUCUGGAUAUGUGCUCUGUCGGCAUAUGUUGAGGUCAAUGUACCAGCGUCGGCUUGACGACACCCGCAAGAGACUUGGCUCCGCGGUGUUCCGGCGAAUAUUUCGCCUGUACAUCCCGCCGUCCAUCAGCAUGUUCAUCGUGGCCUUGCUGGUCCAGAUGGGCGCUUUCAAGUCUGAGGAUGCCAUCUACAAGGGGAGCGAUUCCAUCUGGAUCAACGGAACGGUGACGCACGGAUUCUUCAAUGAGACGUGCAUGACAAACGACACUAUCGCCGUGAUGGGGACCGAGGGAGUGGCAGGCGCUUUGGGCUUGCAGAGCCCGUUGUAUCUCAACAGUUCGAUUCAUUGGAAUGACACGUUGUGUCUUAAUACUACGUCGAAAUUGUACGGUGCGGCUGCCAUCUACGACCCUGCGAACCAGAUCAAGGUGAAGAAGCCCAAGAGGAUGAUCAACAGCACUCUGGGGUUCAACGACACCGCGCAGUUCAAUGAGACCGAAGGCUACAACGAGACCCAAGUGGGCACCGGCAGCGACAAGGGGGGACUGCGUGGGCUUUACAGUUAUCUGGGAUACCACGCGGAUGGUUCCCAGUUUGAGGUGCCUUACCUCAAUUCGAGCUUUGAUUUCGGCCUGAACACCACCAACGCCACGCAGAACUUCACCUGGAUGCAGCUCGGCGGCAUGUGGGAAGAGCAUCCAAUCAUUCACCCACACAUUUUCAAGGCGCUUGCCAACUUCACAGUUGUGUACACAGAGUGGGCGAACCCGUUCAACUUCAACCACUAUCACCCGCGAUACGACCCGCACACUUACACUAUACCAAUGGAGCUCCGCGGCUCGAUGGUGCUCUAUACAUUCCUGCUGGGCACCGCAGCCCUGAAAGCAAAGUGGAGGCUAAGCAUAGCAGCGGGCCUGUCCCUCUAUGCCCUGACCCUGGGGCGCUGGGAUAUCGGCACGUUCGUAGGGGGCAUGGUGCUCUCCGAGGUCGACGUACUCCGCUCCUCGGACCCCAGUGAGAUAGGACCAGAGGACCGCGCCCUCCUGCUCGCACUGGGCGGCGGCAACGGCAUGAGGGCCAGGCGGAUGUCGCCGCUCAAGGCCAAGGUCCUCCGCUGGCUCCUCAUCUUCGUCGCGCUCUGGCUCCUCUCGUACCCUGACGCCGGCGCCGAAUACACACCCGGCUUCAGGCUGCUGGCCUGGCUGGCGCCCCGCUACUACCUCCCGAUAUCGAAGUGGAUGUACUAUCAGGCCAUCGGCGCGCUGCUGCUCAUCCCCUGCGUGCUCCGCAGCCCUACCCUGCGCAACCUGCUCGAAGGCUCGGUGGCACAAUACCUGGGAAAGGUCAGCUUCUCGUUCUACCUGGUCCACGGGCCGGUGCUCCACAGCCUCGGGUUCUGGAUCAUGCCGCGGUUGUUCGAGCUGUUUGGUAGGCCGGUGGGGUUUGUGAUGGGAUGGUUCAUGCUCUUGAGCGCCACCCUGAAGCUGGUCUCAUACUGGCAGGUGGUCGAUAAUUGGAGUGUGACCGUUGGGAGGAGGGUUGAAGCUGUGUUGGUCCAGUCGUGA
This is a messenger RNA of Diaporthe amygdali, 1905 nucleotides long. RefSeq lists its product as uncharacterized. The record is from RefSeq and is a predicted model, not a curated record. Gene Ontology annotation, molecular function: acyltransferase activity, transferring groups other than amino-acyl groups. Gene Ontology annotation, biological process: polysaccharide biosynthetic process. Gene Ontology annotation, cellular component: membrane. The coding region runs from base 1 to 1905 and encodes 634 amino acids. The transcript has a single exon. NCBI's taxonomy places the organism in Eukaryota, Fungi, Ascomycota, Sordariomycetes, Diaporthales, Diaporthaceae.